AUUUGUUUAAUUAAUUACGUCAUGGUCUAGAACGGCUAUUUAAAGGAUCUAGCACAAAGAUAUUAAAAUCAUAAUUGUGAAAAGGACAGAGAAGGAUACUUAAACAUAUCGUUGAAUUUUAUUGAGAAAAAAACACAUAUAUUUUAGGUAUCAUUGAGUUGACUGGCAAUCAUGGGAAACGACAACUUGUCUAUUGUGAGCUUUAACAGCUCUAGAAAAGGUCUUCAAACGUUAUCAUCUGAGCAACGACCAACAUACUUGCAGAGAUUAUUUCAAAGUUCGAGCGCGAAGCCGGACAUAUGCUUCCUUCCUGGAGACGACAAAUAUGCGAAACUUAACGCUAUAAGUGGUUAUGGUCAGUUCACUAUUCCAAAUUCAGAUGAUACCGUCGUUCUUUUUGACGUCAACAGGGUAAAAAUGGAGAAACCAAAAGUCAGUUUAAAUUCUUUUGGAGUUUUGCCUGGCUUAGAUUUCGAUAAACUCGUGGUUCCCCAAGUAGAAGUAUCUACCCUCCAGCCGUACAAGCGAGUGGUGAAGGAAUUCUCGAUGAUCUCCUGGAAAUAUGGUUACUUCCACUCAACCUGUAUUAGUGUUGAAACCCUUAUGGAAAGUUUAAUUACAUUUUCACAGAGACUUGCAAUCACAACAGGGAAACCAGUUUUGAUUGGUGGAGAAAUGAACAUCGAGUAUAGUUCUUUGGUGAAAAUAGUGAAAAAACUGUCAACAGAUCAACAAGAAGAGUUUCUAACAAAUAUGCAACCAGUGAUGAGUGAGCAGGGCUUUCUCCCUUCCAUGACAAAGUCUUCCCUCAAAGAUAUACGUCAUUUGUUCAUGAUGAAUGUAUUCAAAUGCAAAUCAAACAGUUCAAAUGGCGUUAUUAGAACGUGGGAAGACAGGCAAAGGUCCGAAGUUGUACCAGACUGUUUUAUUGCCUCCAAACACCUUAAGCUCGCUGAAGCUUCACUACUGGAUGUCGAAGAGGUCACAGGACGCCAAAUUUGCAUGCCGUUAUUACAAAAGCAUAAGCCGACUCAGACAUCAAUGGAAAUUCCCGUGAGACCCCCAAAACAUCAUGGCGGUUAGAAAAAACAACAGUCCUCAUCAUUCAUCAACUUACAUGAAAAGUGCAAAUAAAAAUUACCCUAGAAACAUCACCUUGAAACUGAGAGGUGUUGUUUGGUCAUUAUUGUGUUAUAUGACUGAUAAAAUGUGUUGGUUGGAGGUAGAUUUACAAACACAAUUUUAUAAUUACAAUUAUAAAGAAAAAUAAAGUGCUUUAAACUUACAAGAAGCGGCAUAUUGUUUGAUAAAAUGAACCUGAAUUUUAUUUGAUAACUGAAGCAGCCUUUGUUUGGUCAUUGGUAUGUUUACUGACAGAAGGCAAAACAAGAAAUUGAAAAAAAUAUGUGACGAUGUCUAUGUAAGUGUGCAAUAAAUUGAUUAUGUAUAGUUUAUUAUGCUGAUUUGUAAAUACAUGUAUAUGUAUAUACAUGAAUGAGACUGAAAUAAAUAAAUACAUCUGACGAUA
Ruditapes philippinarum (Manila clam) is the source of this 1528-nucleotide messenger RNA. RefSeq lists its product as uncharacterized. The transcript is spliced from 3 exons. Bases 172 to 1083 code for a protein of 303 amino acids. NCBI's taxonomy places the organism in Eukaryota, Metazoa, Mollusca, Bivalvia, Venerida, Veneridae. The record is from RefSeq and is a predicted model, not a curated record.